AAACAUUUUAACAGCUUCUGUAAAUUUUGUAUUGUAUAAAUAAUGCACACUUAAACGUUUUCACUUAAAUGUUCACUUCACUAUUAUUAUCAUUUUUUUUAUUCAGUGUACCAUUAGCAAAUGAUAACAUUAACAACAAUCAUAGUUUCAAAUCCAACGAAUACUUUGUUUUGCUCCAGAAUUUAAGUUACAGAAACUGCGUUAUAGAGAAAAAAACGUAACAAAACAACCGAAACCCUCACAUAAUCCUGCGAGACAAAGUCAAAUGUAUUGAAAAAAAUAAUGUAUAAUUUAGCCUAUUUUAAUAUAUGGUAUAUUAGUAGCUUUAAAAAUAUGUGUGUGAAAGUCACAGAAACACCUUUUAAUUUCUGCAAUUAGGUCCUACUAUUAUUACAGAAUAUUUGCUUGCAGUUAUUUGUUAACCAUAGACGCAGAAAAUCCCACAUAAUGUAUGUAUGAAAUUUUGAUAGCAUUUUCAAGUGGAACCCGCCCCCCUUUGAAAUUCUCUAUCUUAUAUUUACAUGUUGGAGACAGCUGUUUAAAGAAAUCGAAUAAGAUUAGUGGGCAAUAGCGCCCUCUACUGUACAGGUAUGUAAAAACGUCCCUAUAAAUCUCUUAACCAAUCUUAUUCCUACAAAGAAUUUCCUGUAAACACGUAAUAAAAACAGAGAGUGGAUAGAAAUUGGGGUGCGCUUUGGUUGCUUGAAAUAUUCGAUCCUGUUACCGUCAACUCUGUUACCAAGGUAGACUUGACAGAGGGAGAAGAAAAUGUGCGACUGUGCGUGUGUAACGGAGGCCAUUUACACGUGCAUGUGUGUGAGAAAGUAGUGUCUGACAGUUGUUGACUUUGAAAUGCAAAAUGUAUGUCUGCGCAUGAUCGGUGACCUGUUUUUUAAAAGGCGUUUUUGUUUUGCCACACCUCCAGAAAUAUCCAUUGUACAUCGUGGUACAGAAACCACUGGAAUUUAAUGUCGUCGCGAUCUAUUCUUCUUUUUUUAAUCGUUGUUUGCUCUUUGUAAAAGUACUCUCUAUUUCUAGUUACUUUUAUUUCGUCACCGAGUCUCUUUUGAAAUGUCUCUUCUUGAAGAUGACCUGUCGUGUCCCGUGUGCACGGAUGUGUUCCGUGAGCCCGUGUUACUGAGUUGUGGACACAGUUUCUGUCGUCAGUGCAUCAACGAUCAUUGGACGGCGAGCGGAUCCAGAAGUUGCCCGGUGUGUCGACAACUCUCUCCGCAGGAGCCGCUCUCCAACCUGGGCCUGCGCAACGCCUGCGAGACGUACCUGAAAGAGCGCAGGUCCGAGAAACAGAGGGAUGACGAACCGAAGUGUCACAUACACGGAGAGAAACUUCAGCUCUUCUGUAAAAUAGACGAAAUGCCCAUAUGUUCACAGUGUAAGAAAGGUGCUCACAGAUAUCACAAAACGCAGACACUGCAGCAAUCCGUAAGACAGCGCAAGGAGAAGCUUAAAGCAGCCCUUUGCUCAGCUGAGAAGACCAUGUCGUCAUUAAAGAAUGGCACAACACAAGAUGCCGAAGUCUCUCGAUACAUUCAGUUUCAGACUCUGCAGACCGAGAAGAUGCUGAAGGAAGAGUUCAAGAAGCUCCAUCAGUUCCUUAAAAAAGAGGAGGAGGGCAGGAUAGCAGUGCUGAAUAGAGAAGAGAAAGAUAAGAGAGGAAGAAUAAAUAGUAUAAUACAGGGAAGAAUACGGUCACUAUCAGACAUGAUCAGAGAGGUGGAAGAGGAAAUAAAGGAGGAUGACAUCGACUUCCUGCAGAACUACACCAGCAUGAUGAGCAGAAUUGAGUGUGCGCUCCUAGAACCAAUGCUGUGUUCUGAAUCUUUAAUCGACGUUCCUAAACAUCUGGGAAACCUGAAGUAUAAAGUGUGGAAGAACAUGAAAGACGUCUGCCCUUACUACCCCUUGGCCCUGAACCCAAACACAGCUCCACCGUGUUUCUCUGUAUCAGAUGAUCUGACGUCUGUGACCUCGUGUGUCCAUCAGCGGGACAAUACCAAUCCACUGUACAGGAACUGCAUGGUGUUGGGAAAUGUGGGAUACGGUGACGGAGUCCACACAUUCACUGUUGAGGUGGGAAACAGUCGGCACUGGACCGUCGGCGUGUGUCUUGAACCUUUGAGCCUUGUCUACGGUCUCAAACGUGAUGGAGACCUGUACCAUUUACUGACCUCUCAGAUAAUGUUUAAGAUGAAGGCGAAUCCUAAAGCGGUGCGAGUGAAGGUGGAGGAUUAUUAUGACCUGUGGUUUCGACGCUGGAGGAAAGUCACCUUUUUUGACGCCAAGACCGAUUGCCGUUUUGCCGAAAUGUCUAGAGUGCCUUUAGGGAGGAGACUCUUACCGUUUGUGAUCCCAGGAGAGCGCGCCGGUCCACUGCGUGUCGUCCCAGCUGACGUAACAUUGACCCAUGAACAGACUGAGCAGAAACUUUCCUUCAUUCAGAGAUAUAGAGUCUGCUUUUUAUUUGGUUUUGGUUUUGUUAUGGUUUGUUUUUUGUAUUAUUAUGGCGAUUUUGACACUGGAAAUACAAUGUCUGACAGAGCAAAUGAGUCAGUUAGUUAUUUAUGAAGUUAGAUAUUUAUCAAUAAAUACAAAUAAAUUGUUGUUGCUUGGUGUUGGGAUGCUAGAAGAAUUAUUGCAGUAAUGGGUUGAGUAACUUUGUUUUCCAUCUUCAUGUAAAAGUCUGUGUUGUAAUCUGUUACUGUUAACAUUACUCUUACAUUGAUUUUGGACAUCGGCGUUAUAUUUAGCUGCUGAUUGUUUUGUUUUUCAGGAAACAGAUAAAACACCGUAUUCUUUAAAAUGUGUUGUCGAAGUUGCCAAGCAUUUGAAUGGUUAGAUUUUUGUAAAACAUAGUGGGUGACUAAUAAUAAUGACGCACAACAAAAAAUAAAAUUCCAAAAUAUCAAAA
Molecule: messenger RNA, 2929 nt
Organism: Triplophysa rosa
Lineage: Eukaryota; Metazoa; Chordata; Actinopteri; Cypriniformes; Nemacheilidae
Gene: trim35-1
Product: tripartite motif containing 35-1
Exons: 6
Coding region: 1072-2586 (504 amino acids)
Biological process (GO): protein ubiquitination
Molecular function (GO): zinc ion binding; ubiquitin-protein transferase activity
Source: RefSeq, a predicted model, not a curated record